Messenger RNA from Helianthus annuus (common sunflower), 1599 nucleotides. Its product is annotated as ABC transporter F family member 4-like. The record is from RefSeq and is a predicted model, not a curated record. The transcript has 2 exons. Lineage: Eukaryota; Viridiplantae; Streptophyta; Magnoliopsida; Asterales; Asteraceae. Bases 1 to 1599 code for a protein of 532 amino acids.
AUGAAAGAGAAUUGCCAGGAAAGAGGAGAUAAGUAUAUCAUGUAUCCUAGAUUUGUCAUGAUGUUGAUAAAUGAUAAGAUCAAGGAUCUUCCAAAGAUCAGAAGUGACAUUAUGGAUGUUAGAAACAUUACACAUGAAACAAUUUUGAGAGUUACUAAAGAAGCUGAUGCAAAAACAAAGCAAAUGAUAGGCAGAAUCAAGGAUAAAGAGUAUGUUGCUCCUGAGAAUGAGAAAUGGAGACAUGACAAUAGUGAUUCCGACAAUGAAGACACAAAGAUGAGCGAUAUGACUGAGAAGAAGACCGAAACGUGGUGUGUGAGAGACGGAAAACGAAAGAGAACACCGAAGUCAUCCCCUGCAGUUUCUAUCCCGAAGGAUGGAGAUAAGGAACCACAGCAGAGAUUGAUUGAUGAAACUGUUUUGGAGCCAUCUGUGGUGAUUGAACAAGGAGCUGAUCUUCUAAAUCAAUCUUUUGAGAGUUAUCUAAAAAGGAAUGAGGAAGCAGCAACACAACAAGCUCAAGGAUCAAGUGCUCAUGUUGAGAAGGUUACAAGGGUUGAACCAGAGAUUGAAGCUCAGGGAAGUUCAAGUGAAAAUGAUUCAGAAGCAACUCAAUCUGAAUCUGAAUUGGAUCCAACGACUCUUGGAAGAGGGAGAGCUCAACUGAAGAAAAAGCCUACAAAGAAGCAAAAAGCAUCAGAUGAAGAAGAUUCACCUUAUGAACUGGAUCAGCCAAAGAAACAAGUAAAGAAACGAAAAGCAGCUCAAGCUGGAGUAAUUCCAAGGAAUGUCAGAGCUAAGAAAUCUGGAGCUGAACCACAAAAAGAUAAAGGUGGAAAGAAAGAGAAACACAUUCAGAAGACACAAGGUGUUGAGGUACCAAAAGAACCUGAAGUGGAAUCAAUAAAAGAACCAGUAGCUGAAAAAGAAACCGGUGAUGAUGAUUACGUAGAAGUCACUGGGUUCAAAGCUGCUAGUCCACGUCCUCCUCCACAAGACAAACAAGAAUCAUCUCAACAGAAAGAAAAAGUUGAUUACAUGUUUGAAGGAUUUCCAGAAGCCACGGGAAUAUACACAGAAGAUAUUCCUGAAGAAGACUAUGACAUGUUCAACGAUCAAGCAGUCAAAGAAUUGGUACAAAAGGUCAACAAGUUGGAGAAAGAAAAAGCCAAGACUGAAUUAGAACGUGAAAUUUUGAAGAAGCAAUUUGAUCAACUGAUGAAAGCUCAUGAUCAAGUUAGAGAGGCGUUGAUAGAGCAAGAAGAAACAAUGAACAAAAUGAAGGAUGAAGCUCAUGAUAAUUCUAAGUUGUUUGAAUUGUUGACAUUAGAGAUCUCUUCAUUGAAUGUCAAGAUAAAGAACUUGGAAGAUGUGAAUCAAACACUCAAUCAGCUUCUCAGUGAAAUGAGUGAAGCGUCAUCAAAUGAAAUGAAGGCGAUGAAGUUAGAGAUGGAAGCCAUGAAGGCAGACAAGGUGGUGAAAGAUGAACAACUUCAUAUGCUAUACUCUGUCAUGGAAAGUCAUUUGAAGAUGGAUGUUCAUAUUGCAUUUAAUGAGAUAGAAGUGAAAAGAGCUGAAGAGAGAAGGUUAGAACGAUAA